This is a messenger RNA of Zingiber officinale, 1895 nucleotides long. RefSeq names its product 60S ribosomal export protein NMD3-like. Gene Ontology annotation, molecular function: ribosomal large subunit binding. The record is from RefSeq and is a predicted model, not a curated record. Bases 162 to 1709 code for a protein of 515 amino acids. Gene Ontology annotation, cellular component: cytoplasm; nucleus. Gene Ontology annotation, biological process: ribosomal large subunit export from nucleus. Lineage: Eukaryota; Viridiplantae; Streptophyta; Magnoliopsida; Zingiberales; Zingiberaceae. The transcript has a single exon.
UUUGCCGUCAUAUAUUCCGUCUUCCGUCCUCAAUUUUCUCUUCUUCUUCGAUUUACCAAGCCGCCGUCCCCCCAACCCUAAUUUCACUCUUCUUCUUGGAUUUCCAGCGGCCGUCUCCUCCCACCCUAAUUUCCUCUUCUUCUUCGAUAUCCAAGCCGCCGAUGGAGAUGGAGCAAUCGGGCAUGUUCAUGCCGGCACAGACGGUGGGCACAGUUCUGUGCUGCAUCUGUGGGGUGGCGAUGCCGCCCAACCCGGCCAACAUGUGCGUCCGCUGCCUGCGCUCCCGGGUGGACAUCACCGAGGGCCUCAUCCGCCACGCCGCCAUCGUCUACUGCCCGGAGUGCCACUCCUACCUCCAGCCACCACGCACUUGGAUCCGUGGCCUCGAGCCCGAGUCAAAAGAACUGCUUGCCUUCUGCCUUCGCCGGCUCCGCCUUCCCCAACGCCGCAUCCGCCUUGUCCACGCGGAGUUUAUCUGGACCGAGCCCCACUCGAAGCGACUCCGCCUCCGCCUCCGUGUCCAAGCCGAGGCGCUCCACGGGGCUAUCCUCGAGCAGGCCCACAUGGUUGAGCUCACCGUCCAUGACCGUCUCUGUGACAACUGCACGAGAGCUCAGGCCAAUCCCGAUCAGUGGUCUGCAGUUGUCCAGCUCCGCCAGCUCGUCCAACACCGACGCACCUUCUUCUACCUUGAGCAGCUCAUCCUCCGCCAUGGUGCUGCUGUCCGUGCUAUCCGCAUAGCUGAGGCUGAUCACGGUCUGGAUUUCUUCUUUGGCUCGCGCAGCCAUGCCACCAAGUUUGUUGAUUUCAUCAACGGCGUUGCCCCUAUCCGCUUCCGCAAUGACAAACAACUUGUUUCCCAUGAUGUAAAGAGCAGCAUUUACAACUAUAAACACACUUUCUCGGUGGAGAUCAGCCCUGUGUGCCGUGAGGAUCUCAUCUGCCUCCCCCCGAAGCUUGCUAAUGCCCUUGGGAAUCUUGGCCCGCUUGUCCUCUGCACCAGAGUUACUAACUCAAUAGCCUUGCUCGACCCGCUCACCCUCCGGAGUGCCUUCCUUGAUGCAAAUCAGUACUGGAGAGCCCCCUUCAAGUCCCUCUUAACUUCCCGUCAACUUGUGGAGUACAUAGUGCUUGACAUUGAGGUGGAGUCUGCAGAGGUCCAUAUUGGUGGCUCCAAGUAUGUGAUGGCACAUGCUCAGGUUGCACGCAUCACUGAUUUUGGGAAGAACGACACCAUGUUCACAAUCCGCACUCACCUAGGCCAUCUCCUGAAUCCAGGAGAUUAUGCCCUUGGAUACGAUCUGUAUUCAGCCAACAAUAACGACUUUGACAUUGAUCAGCAUAAAAAUCUCGUUUUGCCCGAAACUAUUCUUGUAAAGAAGAGCUAUCAGGAGAAGCAGUCUAAGAAACGUGGAAAGGCACGAACUUGGAAGGUGAAGAACCUCAACAUGGAGGUUGAUACUACCUCGAAGGGCAGGAACGAUGAGAAGAGGAAUACAGAGUAUGAGGAAUUCUUGAGGGACUUGGAGGAGAACCCAGAGAUGAGAUUCAACAUAUCCUUGUAUCGUAACAAAGAGUAUCAACCAUCAGAAGCGGCAUCCACAGCUGAUGGCGAUGAUAUACCUUCGAUCCCACUGGAAGAAUUGCUCGCUGAUCUCGAUCUCAGCGAGGACGAAGGAAACCAAAAUGGAGAAAACAUGGACGAGUGAAUUGAAUAUAUGUAGUUGGAUCCUUCCUCAUCCAUCAUCCCUUUUCCUUUUAUCUUAAAUUAUGCUUCAGCAGAUACAAAUGCUUAAUAGUUUUGUAACUUCGUUCUAGUUCAUCGAAUUGUGAUGUGGUUCAUAUUUUUCUUGCAGUGAGUUAUAACAACUCGUAUGUGACUAUUAGUUACUCAA